AGACUCACGUUAGAGAUGAUUAGAAUCGUGCAGGACUCGGCCGGCCCUAGUCUCGUCUCUGACAAUCAGUCGGUGGCUUAGACUGAAAGUCUUAGCACUGCUUCCCGCCAUUUCUCUAUCUUUACAGAGUUGAGGUUCAUGAUCCGUAAACCCUACAUGUUCAAUGCUUUAAUUAUAUCAAAUUCAACAUCUCCAUUACUGUCAUCCUCUUUCGAUUGCUGCGACACUGUCAAAAUAUGGUCCUUGUCACUUCAAGGGACGUGGAGGAGAUCGUCAUCAUGCUUUCUUCCGAGAAAGCAAAAACAAGAGAAGAGGGGAUUAAGUUGUUAAACACGUGGUUAGAAGGGGAAAGAUCAGUUAGCUUUUGUAGAUAUAUUGGUCAGAAGACUGCGAUGCUCAAGCAUAAUGACAUACCUAAUUCUGAGACAUGGCCUUUUAUUAUCACGCUUCUUAUUCAAUGUAUAUCCCUGGAGAUAUCUUCAAGCAAGAGGAGAUUGCCAAAGUUGUCUUUUGCAAAGACAUUACGCAUUGUUGUACAACGAGCUGAAGAUGACAAGUUUUCAGGGAAGAACUUGCUUCUAUUAUCUAUUGUGAAAGCACUUUAUAACCAUAUUUGGGAUAUCAUGAAAGAUAUUCCUAGCUUUCAAUCUGAAUACGGGAUUAUCCUCCGACAUCUCCUGGAAGUGAGCGAUUAUCGUUUUCACAUGAGGAAGAGGGUCUAUUGCAAUCUGGUGCGUCUUUACAUGCAGAAGGUGAAAACAAGUUUGAGUGGGGAAAGCAGUAAUCAUUUUAAUCCCAAAGAAGAUACUUUUCGUUGCAUAGUGAAUCUACAUUCACUUAUUGAAAAUCCACCAGGGGAUUUUCCAGAUGAUAUCAGAGUGGAUAUAGUUGAAGGAUUUAUUAGUAUUUUCUCUUUUAUAAGGGAUGAAGGAAAAAUUUCAAGGAAGCUGAUUGAAUGCGUCAAUACAUAUUUGUUGAAAGAUGGUCCAAAUCUAGCCCAACAAUCAUUGGAAAUACACGAGGCUGUGCAACUGUUUGUUUUUCGUAGUUGGUUAGCAACUCAUGAUCGUGGCCUAAAGGACACACUUAUUCUAUAUGCUAGAGUACAACUAAGUUUAACUAGAGGUUCCACUGAUGGAAGUACUUUAGUGGAACAAUUAUUGGAUGUAAUCGGCAGGGAGCUAGAUCAAAAUAGUGUUUCCAUCUCUAAUCCUCAUCGGAAUGAAACUAUCAAAGAGGACAAAUUUGGGAACUUGACAAAUUCACAGUUUAAUUUGGUGGAGCUUGCGGCUCUUGUAUUCUACCGGGCACUCAUUAGCACAUCAAAGAUGCCAAGUUCAGAGAAGAGAGUUAAGAAGGAUCAUUUUGCUGCCUACCUAAAAGAUGGAUUAACCAAAGGAAAAUGGUUGUGGAACGCUGCAUUUUGCAUUCUUGUUGGUAAUUUCUCAAGCCGUGUAAAGAAGGAACUUUUUGUCUACUGGUUUCAAGGUCUUUGUACAAGCUUAGAAAGAAUAAUGAAUGAUGCAAACACAAGCCAAGCUUAUGAAGGAUUGCUGUGGACUUUUCGGAGUCUGCACACGCUCUCUUCAUUGCUGCUUGAUGUUCCAACAAUGGAGUUGUCGCCAACUGCAUCACCUUUGUCAAGCGAGCUGGAAAGUAGUUGGCACAUGGUAUGGAGUUGCGUAUUGCAUGGUUUGCCUACUUUCACCAAUGUACCAGCCGUUGCUGAUGCUGCUUUCAUGCUUCUUGGGAUCAUGAUCAUGAAAGAUCCAAUUAAUAGAUUUGUUAUACCGAAAGAUCUCUGGGACCUUCGGUUCUUUAAACGGCUUCCAUCAAUGUCCAUAUUAUGCUUCAUUUCCUGCUAUUUCUCAAGAAGAGGCUCUAAUGGUGAUCUUCGAGACAGUUUAUACAUAAGAGAAAAUCUCUUGAGGUCUGUUAUGGCCCUGCUGAACUUCAAGGAUCAUCUCAUGCUAAAUGAGUUCAUAGUUGUUGUGCUGCCAGCAGCUGUUUAUGCACUUUCAACUGGUUGUACUCCUUUACUUCACAAUUCUGGAGGAGCUCCACAUCUGCAUAUAUUCACAGAUGUUCUUCAGCAUUUAGAUGGAUGGGCAAAAGCAGAAGAUGAUAAACAUGGAGAUAUGCCUGACAUUUUUGACUGCUCUGUGGAGGCCUUGGCAAACAUUGGUGUUAGAUCUGAUGUUAAGUCCCAAAGCUACGAUGAUGUACGUCUUCCUCAGCAGUUGAGAGAAUUGCUACUUUGUAAGAUGGAAAACCAAAUUCUUGAAGUGUUUGAUGACAAAGACAUUGAGAAGAUGCUUCUGUCUGAUGUCUUCCUCCUUUGUGCCAUGAUAUCUAAUUUCAUGUUCAGCUCAUAUAUGUCGAGGAUAAAUGAAGCAAUUCCGCCAUUCCUAUCUAAAUUAGGCAAUCACUUAUUAAGAUUGCUGGAUUAUGCUACUUCCAUGGUUGAAAAUAGUUUAAAAGACAUAAGAAGCUGUUUUGGUUCCAGAAGUAUCUUUGAUGACACAAAAUCUGUUGUGGAUGCUUUUAAAAGUUUCGCUGGCUCUCCUCUUUUAAGCAAAUGGAAAAAUCAAAGUCCUGAUUUGGUUCUUUAUACAACCAUAAGCCAGUCAUUUGAGAGGCUUCUGAAAGCUCUUUCCAAAGUAUACGAGGAAUGCUUGAAGUUUACAUUAUUUACUGGGUUUGAGAUAGAUCUGCCAAGCUCUUCUGCCUCAGAUUCUGGUAAAGUAAAUAGCAAUAAAGGCACAGUAAUGGACAUUGAAUUGGACUUAAGUGAUGAUUCCAACAAUGAAAUCAUGAUCGGCAGCAGAACUGCCAGCUCCAAUUGUAUAUCCAUGAAGAAGUUCAAAGUUGAUAUUUUGACAUUGAUGUCCACAUCCUUUUCUGUUUUACCUGUUGUUACAUGGGAAAUUCUCUUCAACAUCAUGGAAAAAGAAAGUGAUCAUAUGGUGUCAGAAAGUAUUCUAUUGGAUCUUUGUAAGCAUCCUUAUUGGCCCUCGUCCAGAAAGUUCAUGGAUUUGGUUUUUCUAAUGAAUAGAGUGGUGGACAUGCGGAUAAGCCUUAAGCUUCAGUGUUCCAAUGUACUAGAUGCUAUGUGUGGUGUACUAGAAAACCUGAUAUCCUUUGCCAAUGAUGGAUCUAAUAUAUCAUUAAGGGACAUAAUUUGUGAAGAGAGCUUGGUUUCUCUUGCAAACUUAUUUAAUAGAAUUGCAGAAGAAGAUGUCUCUGAUUGGCCUAAUCGUGGAAAGCUGGUCAACUGUAUAUACAAAUUCGUAUUAUUGAGACCUCACAUUGGCCAGGGAAUGAUUGAGAAGCUGUUCAUUAUGCUAAAGGAUCCUGAUUACCGAGUUAGACUCCUUCUGGCAAAACAAAUUGGUACUCUUUUUCAAACAUGGGAAGGUCAUGCUGAAUUGUUCCAGGAUAUAUGUGCAAAUUUUGGUGCCAAGUUGGUGACUGCAUCUAACCAAAAAGUUAUUACUGCCAAGGAUGUGCUAGCUGCUGGUCAACAACCUCGUCUGAUGGUGGAAACUGCUGUUAUAACUCUAAUGCAUCUGGCUUUGUCGAGUGAGAAAGUAGAAUUGGAGGCCGUUUAUAUGAUAUGCGUGGUUUCUGCCCUUGAUCCUUGUCAUAGGGAAUUGGUCUUUGUUGUUCUUGAUAAUCUAUCUAGAGAGCUCCAAUACACUAGCAGGUCAAAGUACUUGGAGGAACUUAUUGGUCCUAUCAUCUUUUUCUGGGUUGAAUGUGGCGUGAGCUUAUGUUCUCUUAUUGAGAUAAGGGAUGUUUUCAUGCCAAGUUUAGAGCCUAUUACUUUUGUGCAGUAUUGUAGUCAAUGGCUUCUCCCAGCUCUAGUUCUGCAAGAUGAUAUCUCCAGCCUAAAUUGGAUUUCAAAGAUUGCUCAUCAACCUAUGUCGUACCUAGUGAAGAAUCAUUUUGUCCCUAUCUUUUCAGUUUGCAUUUUGUUACACUGCCGCAAGAAGUUUGGGUGGGAAAAGGGAGAUGGUGUACUUCAAGAUUCCCUGCUAAAGAUCGCUGACAUAUCCGAGAAAGAAAGAGACGUACUCAUAAGGAAACAUAUGGUGUCUAUUGUCAGUCACAUUUUCUCUCUCGCAUCUUGUGCAUCAGAUCCUGCAGUUCCAUUCUUCUCCAAAGACAAUGUUGGCCAUGCCAUUCGGACAGUUGUUGAUGGAUUCUUGGAAAUGGAUGACUCCCCAAGUAAUGUUAGUGUUGUUGACAAGAUAAAUGUUUUUCGUCCAGAUAGAGUAUUCAUGUUUAUUGUGGAAAUGCAUUAUAAAGUUACAGAGGCAGCCAACUACAGGCACAAAUGUCACCGGUUGGCUGGAAUAGAGGUGCUUGUCAAUAUUCUUGGACAUAGGGCUGCAGUUCCCAGUAGUUUUAAUUAUCUUCUCAAUUUGGCUGGGCAGUUCACUGGUUUCCAGAGUUUAGCUUACCAAUCUUGUCAAAUCAUUUCCAAAUUGCUUGAGGCCUUUAAAAGCAACUCCUCAACAGAAAGUGCUGCUUUACUGGGUGAACAGCUUCAGUUUUUGGUGUCUGGCUUAGUUGCUUGCUGCGUUGAUGCUAAAUCUGUCAAUGGACAUCCUGCUAUACCUUCAUCAGAAUUCAUGCAAUUGCUGUACCAGCUUAUUGUGGAUGCUGAUUCAUCACUUCAUGGUUAUAUCAGAGAACUUGAACCAUUCCCUGAAUCAGACGCACUUAGUGUGAUUCGAGAGUUCCAUCAAGAUCUAUGCCGGGAUUACUCACCUAAGGAUCACUUGCUUAAGUUGGCAAGGAGAAGUUGCAGUCUUCCCCCAAGAUUGCUUGUAUGCAGUAUGAAAGCAUUACACAAGAAAUUAGUCAUGGGACAAAUAUUUCACAAAGUUGGUGAUGGAGGAUAUUCUGACAAAGAAAUUAUUCAUGCUGUUUGGGCACUUGUUCGAAAUUGUAGUUUGAAUGAUGCCAACAGUUUUUUGUCAUUGAUUUCCGAUUUCAUAUCCAGGGUUGGAAUUGAGGAUCCACACUGUGUUGUUUUUCCACCUAUGGUGUUUGACCAAAUCUAUGUUCACCGACUACUGAAUCAAGAGGGUGCCUCAAAAUUUGCUUUACUGAAUGAUACUGGCAUAUCUGAAGAGCUUCUUGUUUCUGUUCUGCGGCUUUUAAAGAAAUACUUGAUGGAUGAUGCAGUUAAAAUGAUUGACUUGUCAUCAAGAGCAAUACAGGGGAUUCUCUCCACUGAGAGGGGUCAAAGAGCUCUGCUAUCAUUUGAUUCUUAUGAAAGGGCUCUAUUUGAGGUCCAUUCUAAAGGUGUUAACAUGGAGUUGGUUCAGAAGUCGUUGCUGGAUCAUGAGAAGAAUUAUAAUGAUGAAGCAACUUCACUCGAUAAUUCCACUUUAUGGAAGACACACGGGAAAAGUUUUGAAACAUGGAUUUGCCCUCUUCUAUAUGCUUUGAUCGGUUACUGUGAUGAUGUCAUUUUAAGGUUAUGCCAAGAUAUUGUGCUAUUAAAAUCAGAAGUUGCCGAGCUUAUAUUUCCGCGAGUGCUAGUUAAUCUUGCUGGAAGGAAGGGUCUGAACGUUGAUCUAUGCAAAAUAAUCUCUCUCCAGGUGCUGGAAAACAUAUUUACUGAAUCAAAUAAGUUAACAAAAUCUAUUCAACUCUUUCUGGAUGCACUUAAUGAACUAAGAGUAUCUCACGUUGUGGAAAAAACUGCUUCCUCUCCUGUUUCUUUCAAGCGAGAGGGUCAAAUGGUUAAGCAAUCUAGUUAUGGAUCAAAAUCUCGUUCGGCCUCUGUAAAGAUCAAAGACUCAACUGGAACGUUGAGUGCAGUGACACUGCUAUCAUCAGGAUGGGAAAAGGUUUAUUGGCUUUCUGUAGACUAUCUUGUGGCUGCCAGAUCAGCUAUUAUUUGUGGUGCUUGCUUUUCUUCUGUUCUCUAUGUGGAAUACUGGUGUGAGGAAUAUUUUAAUAGGCUCACAUUGGGAAGCCCAGACUUCUCCAUUCUUGACACUCUUCCUGAACAUGUUGGAGUGUUAGUUUCUGCUGUUACUCAUAUUAACGAACCAGACAGCCUUUACGGAAUCAUACAAUCACACAAGUUGAUUUCUCAAACUAUUACUUUUGAACAUGAGGGAAAUUGGAGUAAAGCUCUUGAAUACUAUGAUCUCAAAAUUAGAUCAGACAUAAAUAUGCAAAUGAGCACUGCUAUAAACGUAUCAUCGGAACUUCCUCAACAAACUACUCAUCCAUGUUCUCCUCCACUGGAAGAUCAUAUGACACAUAGGAAAUCACAUAAAGGACUCAUUAGAUCAUUGCAGCAUAUGGGCUGCAACCAUGUGCUGGACUUCUACUGUCAAAGUUUGACUUCACGAAAUUCCAAUUUUGAGAAUGACAUUGAAUUCCAUGAACUCCAGUAUGAGGCUGCAUGGCGUACAGGGAAGUGGGAUUUCUCUUUUUUGUACACUGGAUCUGAUGCGUGUUUGAAUCAAGAAAGAACUUCUGUUCAUUUUAAUGAGAAUUUGCACAGCUGUUUGAGAGCACUGCAACAGGGUGAUUUUUCUGAAUUUCAUUCGAAAGUGUGGAAGUCAAAACAGGAGCUUGUAUUGUCCAUCUGUCGUGCCAGCAAGGAAAACACUGACCACAUUCAUUCAACUAUAAUUAAGCUUCAGAUUAUUUACCAUCUUAACAUGGCGUGGGAUAUGCGUUGGCCAGCUUCUCUAUGCGAAAAGAACAAAUUUCAUGCAAAGAUGGGCAAAUUGUUAUUUAAGCCAAUUAUACCUAAUAUGGAUCAGUUGUCUUGGCUAAAUACAGACUGGGGUUGUAUUUUAAAAAGAGCACAGUUGCAUAUGAGUUUGUUAGAACCCUUCAUAUCAUUCCGAAGAGUCUUACUUCAAAUUUUGAACUGCAAGGAAUGCACAAUAGAACAUCUUCUGAAGUCUGCAUCAACUCUUCGGAAGGGUUCUAGGUUUUCUCAAGCUGCUGAAGCAUUGCAUGAGUUCAAAUAUAUCUGCGCAGGGAUGGGUGAGCAAUAUUCCAACCAUUAUUGGCAUGGAAGGCUUGAAGAAGCUAAGCUUUUACGGAAGCAAAGUCAACAUGAGAUGGCUAUCAACCUAGGAAAGUAUAUCUUGGAAAACUGCCAAUCCAGUGAAGUUAUUUCUGAUGCAUGUCAAUUAGUUGGGAAGUGGCUUGCUGAAACCCGAUCUAGCAAUUCGAGAACAAUACUAGAAAAGUAUUUAAAGCGUGCUGUUACUGUUACGGAGGAUAUUGAAGACCCAAGCUCAAAGACUGUUGCAAGACAAAGUCAAACUCGUUUCCACCUUGCCCAUUAUGCAGAUGCAUUGUUCAGAAGCUAUGAAGAUAGACUCAACUCCAGUGAAUGGAAGGCAGCAAUGAGAUUAAGAAAACACAAAACAAAGGAGUUGGAAGCUCUUAUUAGAAGAUUAAGAAGUUCAUCCAAGGGGGACAAAACAGACUACUCAGUUAAAAUUCUAGAGUUACAAAAGCAACUUGCAAUGGACAAAGAGGAGGCCGAAAAAUUGCAGGGUGACAGGGACAAUUUCCUUAUCGUGGCCCUGGAGGGGUAUGAGCGUUGUCUUGUGAUUGGUGAUAAAUAUGAUGUUAGAGUGGUGUUUCGUCUUUUGUCCUUGUGGUUCAGCCCCUCUUCUAGUCAAAUAGUUAUAGAUGCCAUGCUCAGAACCAUAGAAGAGGUUCAAUCCUACAAAUUCUUACCACUGGUUUAUCAGAUAGCUUCAAGGAUGGGGUCAAGGGAUGGUCAAGCAUCUAACAGUUUUCAGUUCGCAUUGGUUGCUCUUGUGAAAAAGAUGGCUAUUGAUCAUCCAUAUCAUACCAUCUUUCAGCUUCUUGCCCUUGCAAAUGGUGAUCGUAUUAAGGACAAGCAGCGCAGCAGAAACUCAUUUGUGGUGGAUAUGGACAAAAAACUUGCAGCUGAGAACCUCUUGAAGGAGUUGUCUUCAUAUCAUGGAGCAACUAUUAGGCAGAUGAAGCAAAUGGUGGAGAUUUACAUCAAACUUGCUGAAUUAGAAACUAAGAGAGAGGAUACCAACAAAAAAGUUACCCUACCCAGAGAUAUUAGGGGUGUUCGCCAACUUGAGCUUGUGCCUGUGGUGACGUCCAAUUUUCCAGUUGAUAGAAGCUGUGAAUACCCCGAAGGCUCUUUCCCAUACUUUAGAGGCUUAUCAGAUACAGUGAUGAUCAUGAAUGGCAUAAAUGCUCCAAAAGUUGUUGAGUGCUUUGGUUCUGAUGGUAACAAAUACCGACAGUUAGCAAAAUCAGGAAAUGAUGACCUACGUCAAGAUGCUGUGAUGGAACAAUUUUUCAGUCUAGUCAACACAUUUUUGCUUAACCAUCGAGAUACAUGGAAAAGGAGAUUAAAAAUAAGAACUUAUAAGGUUGUACCAUUUACUCCAAGUGCUGGUGUUCUUGAAUGGGUAAACGGAACUCUUCCUCUUGGUGAAUAUCUUAUAGGGAGUACAAGAAAUGGUGGAGCCCAUGGCCGAUAUGGUGUAGACGAUUGGACAUUUCCCAAAUGUCGGGAGCAUAUGGCUAAGGAACAUAACAAGCGUAAAGCUUUUGAAGAAGUCUGCCAAAACUUCAGGCCUGUCAUGCAUUAUUUUUUCUUGGAGAGAUUUCUACAUCCCGCUGACUGGUUCGACAAAAGGCUUGACUAUACUCGGAGUGUAGCGGCUAGUUCUAUGGUAAGCUACAUUGUGGGUCUUGGGGAUAGACAUUCAAUGAAUAUUUUAAUAGAUCAGGCAACUGCAGAGGUUGUUCAUAUUGAUCUUGGCGUUGCCUUUGAACAAGGGUUGAUGCUGAAAACGCCUGAACGGGUACCUUUCAGAUUAACGAGAGACAUCAUAGAUGGUAUGGGUGUUACAGGUGUUGAAGGGGUUUUCAGGAGAUGCUGUGAGGAAACACUCCAUGUCAUGCGCUCCAACAAAGAAGCACUUUUAACUAUUGUUCAAGUUUUUAUUCAUGAUCCGUUGUACAAAUGGGCUCUGUCCCCUCUAAAGGCUUUGCAACGACAGAAGGAAACGGAUGAUGAUUUGGAAACCAGCUUAGAAGAUUCAGAAGAUGAAUACGAAGGAAAUAAGGAUGCAGCGCGUGCACUGAUGCGUGUCAAACAGAAGUUGGAUGGAUAUGAAGAAGGUGAAAUGAGAAGCGAGCAUGGCCAGGUUCAACAACUGAUACAAGAUGCUAUUGAUCCUGAUCGAUUGUGCCAAAUGUUUCCCGGAUGGGGAGCUUGGCUGUAAAAACGCGAUGGAUUAUUCCUUUGUUAUUUUUUAUUGUUUUCCCUUAAGAUAAUGUUGACGACGAGAUAUUUGAUUAUUUUUUUUUCCAUUAAACAAAGUUUUAGAAAAAUCUUGUAUGACCUAGUGAUCGAUCUGGAUCAGUUGGUUUUUUUGACAUUAUUUUUGAUUCAUGUUCAAUUGUUUUAAAAGA
Molecule: messenger RNA, 9468 nt
Organism: Impatiens glandulifera
Lineage: Eukaryota; Viridiplantae; Streptophyta; Magnoliopsida; Ericales; Balsaminaceae
Product: serine/threonine-protein kinase ATM
Exons: 79
Coding region: 237-9278 (3013 amino acids)
Biological process (GO): DNA repair
Molecular function (GO): protein binding; protein serine/threonine kinase activity
Source: RefSeq, a predicted model, not a curated record